Olea europaea var. sylvestris is the source of this 2670-nucleotide messenger RNA. RefSeq names its product eukaryotic peptide chain release factor GTP-binding subunit ERF3A-like. Gene Ontology annotation, biological process: translational termination; translation; nuclear-transcribed mRNA catabolic process, deadenylation-dependent decay. The coding region runs from base 131 to 1681 and encodes 516 amino acids. The transcript is spliced from 19 exons. The record is from RefSeq and is a predicted model, not a curated record. Gene Ontology annotation, cellular component: translation release factor complex. Gene Ontology annotation, molecular function: GTPase activity; GTP binding; translation release factor activity. Lineage: Eukaryota; Viridiplantae; Streptophyta; Magnoliopsida; Lamiales; Oleaceae.
GGCUACAAUGGUUCCAGAAGCAGCACUGCAACCGCAACAAUCAAUUACACAGCACAAACCACCUCAGCAAGCCUACCUCUUUUUCAUUUCGAAACCGUAACCCUAGUGACUUAUACAGGGAAUUUCGAACAUGGAUAUUGAGGAGGAUAUCAAAGCUUUGCAGCUUGAUUCAGCUGCUCCAGCAGAAGACAGUGUAAUGGUGGAAGAUGUGAAACUUGAUGAAGUGGAUAGACGUGAUGAGAUUGAAGGUUCCAAAGACCUGGCACAUGCAAAUUCCAAACCAGCGCAAGUUGAACAGAAGAAAUAUGUCACGGAAGUGAGAGAGAAGGAAAGCUCAGCUCCUGAGGAAUUUGAAGAUGAGGUGGAGGGAAAUCAAAAGAGACACUUGAAUGUUGUAUUCAUUGGUCAUGUUGAUGCUGGCAAGUCUACAACUGGAGGGCAAAUACUAUUUCUCAGUGGUCAAGUUGAUGACCGAACCAUCCAGAAGUAUGAGAAAGAAGCAAAAGAUAAAAGUAGAGAGAGUUGGUACAUGGCUUACAUAAUGGACACAAAUGAAGAGGAGAGGGCUAAGGGAAAAACAGUUGAAGUUGGUAGAGCACACUUCGAAACAGAAACUACCAGAUUUACAAUUUUGGAUGCACCAGGUCACAAAAGUUACGUGCCUAACAUGAUCAGUGGAGCAUCACAAGCUGAUAUAGGUGUACUAGUAAUUUCUGCUCGGAAGGGAGAAUUUGAAACUGGAUAUGAGAGAGGUGGACAGACACGUGAACACGUCCAACUUGCAAAGACUUUGGGAGUGUCAAAGCUGCUAGUUGUUGUGAACAAAAUGGACGAUCCUACUGUAAACUGGUCAAAAGAAAGAUAUGAUGAGAUUGAGUCAAAAAUGGUGCCAUUUCUCAGGUCUUCAGGUUAUAAUGUGAAGAAAGAUGUUAUGUUUCUUCCAAUAUCUGGGCUUAUGGGGAUGAAUAUGAAAACAAGAUUGGACAAAAGUGUGUGUUCGUGGUGGAAUGGUCCAUGCCUGUUUGAAGCCCUUGAUGCCAUUGAAGUUCCUAUGCGUGAUCCUAAAGGUCCAUUUAGACUGCCUAUUAUCGAUAAGUUCAAAGACUUGGGAACUGUUGUUAUGGGCAAAGUAGAAUCUGGUAGCAUUCGUGAAGGUGACUCUAUGCUUAUCAUGCCGAAUAAGGUCCAGGUUAAAGUUCUUGCCAUUUUCCGUGAUGAAGAUAGAGUCAGGCUUGCAUGUCCUGGUGAAAACUUGCGAGUCAGGGUAUCUGGGAUCGAGGAAGAGGAUAUCCUAUCCGGUUUUGUUCUAUCUAGCAUAUCAAAGCCGAUAGCUUCCGUUUCCGAGUUUGUUGCCCAGUUACAAAUUCUAGAGUUGCUUGACAAUGCAAUUUUUACCGCUGGGUAUAAGGCAGUUUUACACAUCCAUGCAGUUGUUGAAGAAUGUGAGAUUGUUGAGUUGAAGCAGCAGAUUGAUCCAAAAACAAAAAAGCCUAUGAAAAAGAAACCUCUUUUUGUCAAAAACGGUGCAGUUGUUGUAUGUCGCAUUCAGGUAAAUAACUUGAUAUGCAUUGAGAACUUCUCUGAUUUUCCACAGCUAGGCCGAUUCACCCUUCGCACUGAAGGGAAAACCAUUGCUAUGGGUAAAGUAACUGGUCUUCCUACUGCAAGUGAUGGUGUGUAAACAUUUUUGUCAUUAGAGGUAAUCAGAGUUAACCUAAUGAAAUACGAGAAUUUGAAGUCAGAAUUCUCCAAAGAAAAUUGAAGUUUAUAAAUUAUGUUUGUGCAGAAGGUUCAAGACUUCAUAUUACCCAGGACGUGGUUUGUCAAAUAAAAAAUGUCUAUUCUUGUCUUGUAAUCAAAAUCUGAAGGUAUAUAUAAAUUGAUGCAGUCGUGAAAAUUGAACUGAUCUAAUUCCUUAAUUCCAGUCUCAAAAUAGGCUGUCCCAGGGAUCAAAAACUGGCUGAAGGGUCUUUCGUUGGUGUAAAUUCUCAUUGGGCAUGAAGAUAAGCUAUUUGAUGUGGCUGUCAACUAUCUUUAGGUUCGCAUUUAGAUAAUAGGAAUAAACUGUUCGGUGUAUCAGUUUUUAAUAAUGCUGUCUACAAAAAGGCUGCGUCUUGACACAUUGCACAUUGCUUAUGUAUGGAAGUUGUUAGAUGUUUUUUCUUUCCUUGCUUAUUGCUGUCUGUUAAACAAUGGAAUGGCUAAGAACUCUUGGUGUUUGUCUCUUGUUUGUGUGUGAUCCGAGCAACAAACAUCGUUUUGCAGGUAAGUUGAGCCAACAAUGAGGAUCUAUCGACUCGUCCAAGCAGUAGAAGGGGGUUUGCAACUAGAGGCAGAUUGAUUUUUGUAUAAAGCUGGACCUUUUCUAUUGCACAUUAUUUGAGGUGUCUGAGUUUUUGAGGGCACCUGUUGAGAUUUUACCUCAAUGGUGUCAAAGUAGGACUUUUGAGUCCUCUUUUUAGAUCCAGGUUACAUGUAUUGUAAAAUUAUUACAUUUAAGAAGUCAUUUGGUGAACAAGACUAAAAAAAAUCUUAGUUCUUGAGAUAACUUUACCGAGACACAGACAUUGAUUGAACAUUGGGAGAAGGAUUCUUGAAUCUUGAAUAUUGGGUAGAACUUGCUUAGAACCAAUAGUUCAUUAUUUAAUGGAUCUUUCUGUUCUAAUUCUC